UGCCUGGACAAGGAGGGAGAAGCAGUGGGAGUCAUUUCGUCCCGAGGUGCCGCCCAUUCCUAUCUCCGGACGCCUCUUCCCAAAUCUUGCGGCCUCUGACAAAUGCCUCACAAUGUCUGGGCUGACCUCGAAAAUUCAGCCUCUGAGCUCCUGCAAGAAAAGGAAGAACCUUGUUUUCCCUGGGCUCAGUGCCAAGAGACCGUGGGCAGUUGCUCAAGAUUCACUUGUGAAACUCGGAUCUCAGGAGGAGAGAAGCUUGGGACAAAUACCGAGCCUCCCACCCCCACUCCAGCUCUGUUACUGAGCAUUUUACGGAAGGAGCAGUUGUGCCAUCUUCCUCCAGCACCAGGAAGAAGGGCUUGUCUGCCAGCAUCAGAGUGUCCCGGACCUGGGGAAUAAGGUGAGGGCUGAAGCUGCUCAAAUGCUCCAUGAAGGGGAGGAAGCUGUGGGAUGAUGGGGAGGGUUCCCACAAAGAUGGAGCCUCGUCAGCCUUUCUCCAGCACCGGAAACCACAGGAAACCAGCAAGGCCCUGCCACCCACCUUCAGGCCAUGCAGCCAUGUUCCGGGAGCCCUAAUUGCGCAGAAGCCCAUGGGGAGCUCCAGAACGGCAGCCCUGCUCCUGCCUCUCUUCCUGGUAGUCAUCGACCUAUCUGACUCUGCUGGGAUUGGCUGUCCCCACCUGCCCUACUGGAACACCCGCUGUCCUCUGGCCUCCCACACGGAUGACAGUUUCACUGGAAGUUCUGCCCAUAUCCCUUGCAGCACCUGGUGGGCCCUCUUCUCCACAAAGCCUUGGUGUGUGCGAGUCUGGCACUGUUCCCGCUGUUUGUGCCAGCAUCUGCUGUCAGGUCGCUCAGGUCUUCAAUGGGGCUUCUUCCACUUCCUGGUGCAGAAAUCCAAAAAGUCUUCCACAUUCAAGUUCUGUAGGAGACACAAGAUGCCAGCACCUGCUCAGAGGAAGCUGCUGCCUAGUCGUCACUUGUCUGAGAAGAGCCAUCACAUUUCCAUCCCCUCCCCAGACAUCUCCCACAAGGGACUUCGCUCUAAAAGGACCCAACCUUCGGAUCCAGAGGCAUGGGAAAGUCUUCCCAGAUUGGACUCACAAAGGCACAGAGGGCCCGAGUUCUCUUUUGAUUUGCUGCCUGAAGCCCGGGCUAUUCGGGUGACCAUACCUUCAGGCCCCGAGGUCAGUGUGCGUCUUUGUCACCAGUGGGCACUGGAGUGUGAAGAGCUGAGCAGUCCCUACGAUAUCCAGAAAAUUGUGUCUGGGGGCCACACUGUAGAGCUGCCUUAUGAAUUCCUUCUGCCCUGUCUGUGCAUAGAGGCAUCCUACCUGCAAGAGGACACUGUGAGGCGCAAAAAAUGUCCCUUCCAGAGCUGGCCAGAAGCCUAUGGCUCGGACUUCUGGAAGUCAGUGCACUUCACUGACUACAGCCAGCACACUCAGAUGGUCAUGGCCCUGACACUCCGCUGCCCACUGAAGCUGGAAGCUGGCCUCUGCCAGAGGCAUGACUGGCAUACCGUUUGCAAAGACCUCCCGAAUGCCACGGCUCGAGAGUCAGAUGGGUGGUAUGUUUUGGAGAAGGUGGACCUGCACCCCCAGCUCUGCUUCAAGUUCUCUUUUGGAAACAGCAGCCACGUUGAAUGCCCCCACCAGACUGGGUCUCUCACAUCCUGGAAUGUGAGCAUGGAUACCCAAGCCCAACAGCUGAUUCUUCACUUCUCCUCAAGAAUGCAUGCCACCUUCAGUGCUGCCUGGAGCCGCCCAGGCUUGGGGCAGGACACUUUGGUGCCCCCCGUGUACACUGUCAGCCAGGCCCGGGGCUCAAGCCCAGUGACACUAGACCUCAUCAUUCCCUUCCUGAGGCCAGGGUGCUGUGUCCUGGUGUGGCGGUCAGAUGUCCAGUUUGCCUGGAAGCACCUCUUGUGUCCCGAUGUCUCUUACAGACACCUGGGGCUCUUGAUCCUGGCACUGCUGGCCCUCCUCACCCUACUGGGUGUUGUUCUGGCCCUCACCUGCCGGCGCCCACAGUCAGGCUCCGGCCCAGCGCGGCCAGUGCUCCUCCUGCACGCGGCGGACUCGGAGGCGCAGCGGCGCCUGGUGGGAGCGCUGGCUGAACUGCUACGGGCAGCGCUGGGCGGCGGGCGCGACGUGAUCGUGGACCUGUGGGAGGGGAGGCACGUGGCGCGCGUGGGCCCGCUGCCUUGGCUCUGGGCGGCGCGGGCGCGCGUAGCGCGGGAGCAGGGCACAGUGCUGCUGCUGUGGAGCGGCGCCGACCUUCGCCCGGCCAGCGGCCCCGACCCCCGCGCCGCGCCCCUGCUCGCCCUGCUCCACGCUGCCCCGCGCCCGCUGCUGCUGCUCGCUUACUUCAGUAGCCUCUGCGCCAAGGGCGACAUCCCCCCGCCGCUGCGCGCCCUGCCGCGCUACCGCCUGCUGCGCGACCUGCCGCGCCUGCUGAGGGCGCUAGACGCGCGGCCUUCCGCAGAGGCCACCAGCUGGGGCUGCCUUGGGGCGCGGCAGCGCAGGCAGAGCCGCCUAGAGCUGUGCAGCCGGCUCGAACGAGAGGCCGCCCGAUUUGCAGACCUAGGUUGAGCAGAGCUCCCCUGCAGUCCCGGGUGUCUGCGGCCGCAACGCAACGGACACUGGGUGAAACCCCGGAAUGAGCCUUCGACCCUGAAAUCCUUGAGGUGCCUCGAGGACGACUGGUCGAAAAGCCUUAUUCCCUGCCUCACAGGCCGGAAGUCCCAACCCAGUCCCCGCGCGCAUCCCUCUUCCUCCUCAUACUUUCCCUUGACUGAGAGCUCCUCUAACCCCUGUUCUGAUGGGUGAGGGCGGUCUUCCCACUUCCUCUCCAGAACUCCAGAAACAGCAGUGUGCUCAUGCUUCAGUCCAGGCUGGAGAGGUUGGAGCCGGGGUAGGGAGGCAGGAGCCAUGUCAGUUCUGAAGGAGGGUGAGGGGGUGGGGGGGUGUGGGGGGCGGCUGAGAGAAAACCUCCUUGGGGGCCAGGGAUUCCCUUUCCCACACUGAGGCUCUGCCCAGAGGGAGAGAGGACUCGACCUAGGAAAUGAGACUUUUGGCUCUGGGUGGUCAGGACAAUGGGGGUUGGGGGUGGGGUGGGUGGGUGCUGGGGGUGGGGACCAAGAUCCGGAAAGAUGAAUAAAGACAAACAUGACAAACUAAGAAAA
Messenger RNA from Symphalangus syndactylus (siamang), 3187 nucleotides. RefSeq names its product interleukin 17 receptor E (gene IL17RE). Lineage: Eukaryota; Metazoa; Chordata; Mammalia; Primates; Hylobatidae. The record is from RefSeq and is a predicted model, not a curated record. Gene Ontology annotation, molecular function: interleukin-17 receptor activity.